This is a messenger RNA of Coregonus clupeaformis (lake whitefish), 1488 nucleotides long. Its product is annotated as protein FAM117A-like. The coding region runs from base 2 to 1195 and encodes 397 amino acids. The transcript has 8 exons. The record is from RefSeq and is a predicted model, not a curated record. Lineage: Eukaryota; Metazoa; Chordata; Actinopteri; Salmoniformes; Salmonidae.
AAUGUCGUGCAGAAGUGAAGCGGCUCGGGGGGGCACCCCUUGUCUACAACCACUUCGAGCCACUGUCCCAUUCCAGCUUCACAACAAAGCACAACCGCGCAGCAAAGAUUCCAAGACGGGUGACAGGAACAAGUCUCGCCCCCCAAAGCCGACCAUUCGUCGCACCCUGUCCCUGGAUACAAUCGUUGGACCAUAUCUGCAGGGCCGGUGGCCUAAGGAGGGGGAGAGCCAAGGAGUCACCUGUGUCAAUGACAAGGCCACACAGACUCCCAGCUCCUGGGCAGAGGAGACUCGGGGAAGAAGAAGUGUUGGCGGACACAAACGCUCAGCAUCAUGGGGCAGCGCUGAACACUUGAGGGAGGUGGCUAAGCUCAGGCACCAGCUGCAGAAGCGCUCCCGACACGCCCCUCCCUCUGGGGGAUAUGAGCGUCCCCACCACCCCCUACCUGGAGGCCAUGCACCAGGCGCUACACAGACGGUGCACCUGAGCAGGUUGGCCCCUCGGCUGCGGCGCAGUGUGGAAGGUCUGAACCUGGAGCUGGAGGGUGUCUUUGUGUCAGAGACACCUGAGGACCAGCACAAGAUCCUGGAUGUCCCAGACGGCCACAGAGCCCCAGUUCCUGCCCAGAGGUGCAGCAGUGGUACCCAGAGUGAGCCCUCCCCUGCCUCGUUCGACCCUGCUUUGCUCUCUCCAUCUGAGUCUCCCUGUGCCCUGAACCCGGCUCUACUCUCCCCAUCUCAGUCUCCCUGCCCCAUCGGAGAGCCAGACCCUGUGGACUGUGAGACCAUGUGCCCCUCUCCCUCUCCAGUUGUUCUGGACCCCUCCCUGUUGCAGCCCUCCUCCUCCUCCCCUCGUCCCAACAAGACCUACUCCUUCCAGAGGGAGCCCCCUGAGGGCUGUGAGCGAGUACGAGUAGUGUGUGAAGAGGCUAUGUCUCCCUGUCAGAGAGAGCCUCUCCUCCAGGUAUCCUGCCCUGACCCCAACAAGGUGAAUUUCACUCCUCAUGGAGGCUCUGCCUUCUGCCCUGUCAGUCUGCUCAAGCCCCUGCUGCCCUCCAUGGACCUCCUGUUCCGCGGCCUGUCAGUCUCGCCUGUCACAGGCUGCUCAGGUCAAGGCUCUGCCCCCUACCAGACAGUUGGGCAUUCGGUUGGCAGCUACAUGAGUGGACCCCUCCAGGACUCAACCACCAUGUGAAUGUGGAGAGGUGGUUGUUCUCAGACUGGUGAAGAUGUGGAUUUAUCCUAAUAGGAGAUUCAAUCAAAAUGGCUGCAACCACUUUGUCAGGGACUGUUGUGACAAUGACAAACCUCCAGAUCUAUUCAGCUAAGAUCAACAAAAAGAGAGACCAGAGAGACAUCUACAGUGGGUUCUCUGUGGGAUCAGGAUAAAAUCUGUCAUUGGUGUUCUUUCCUGAUUGGUUCUCAGAGGGACUUGCUGGCCACUGGGUACAUUGAUAGUCACUUACCCCCUUGGUUGGGUAGAGGGUG